Molecule: messenger RNA, 3865 nt
Organism: Entelurus aequoreus (snake pipefish)
Lineage: Eukaryota; Metazoa; Chordata; Actinopteri; Syngnathiformes; Syngnathidae
Product: hyccin 2-like
Exons: 16
Coding region: 240-2150 (636 amino acids)
Biological process (GO): protein localization to plasma membrane; phosphatidylinositol phosphate biosynthetic process
Cellular component (GO): plasma membrane
Source: RefSeq, a predicted model, not a curated record
CGGCGCUCUAUGCAUACGGAGGCGCUGCUGCUCGCUGUCUGUCACAGGCGUCCGCGUGAGGCGAGCUGCUCCACCGCGGUGACCGCCCUCGCCAAACACAACCUCUCUUCCGCCGCGGCGACAAGCUUCACUUCAGGUGACCAUCAACAAUGUGUGACACUGUAGAAAACUAUUCGCCUCUCCCUGUGGAGAUCUGAGCUGCGGGACACUGAGGCAGCCGAGGAGCGUCUCUGAGGAAGAUGCUGCGUUCGGAGCGCAGUGUUGUUGAAGAAUGGCUCUCAGAAUACAAGUCUUUACCAGAAAACCACAUCUCCAGUUAUGCAGGCAGCCUUCAUUUGAAGAAGUCAUUGGUACCAGCAUUGUACAGGGUCAUCCAGGAUCCCAGCAACGAGCUGUUGGAGCCUGUGUGCCACCAGCUGUUCGAGCUGUACCGCAGCUCAGAGGUUCGCCUGCGACGUUUCACCCUGCAGUUUUUGCCUGAGCUUGUGUGGGUGUAUCUGCGAGUCACAGCCAGCAGGGAUCGGCAGAGCAAUGGUUGCAUCGAGGCCCUCCUCCUGGGCAUUUACAACCUGGAGAUUGUGGACAAAGACGGCAACAGCAAGCUCCUCUCUUUCACCAUCCCCUCGUUAUCCAAGCCGUCCAUUUACCAUGAGCCUUCUAGCCUGGGCUCCAUGGCAUUGACAGAGGGAGCUCUGUGUCAACACGACCUGAUCCGAGUGGUGUACAGCGGCCUCCAUCCUCAGAGAGAGACCUUCACAGCUCAGAACAGGUUUGAGGUGUUGUGUUUCCUCAUGCUGUGCUACAACUCUGCUGUGGUCUACAUGCCGCUGUCCUCCUACCAGUCAGUCUGCAGAAUGAGCUCACGGUUGUGUGUAUGUGGAUUCCCACGGCAGCAGCAGAAGCUGUGGGGGGAACCUUGCAACCGUGUACUCUUGGACCCGGAGUUCAUGGUGCAGAUGCUGACUGCUGUUUAUCAUGCCAUAUACAAUGGCGAGUGGGAGAUGGGGCGGGAGGCGCUGGAGGACGUUCUGUACAGGGCCAAGCUGGAGCUUUACUCGCAGCCUCUCCUGCUGGGCAACGCCAUGAAGAACUCUCUGCCAGAGAGCGCUCCGAACGAGCCGCGGGGCCGCAAGGUGCUGCAGGUGGAGGUGACACCCACAAUUAGCCGCAUCUCCAUCUCGGCUAUCACCACCGCCUCCAUCCGCCGCCACCGCUGGAAGAGAGAAGGCCGCAAGAAGGAGGUUUUAGAUUGUUUUGACUACUCGAAUGAUGCCGAGUUGAGCCUCGCCGUCACGCGUCCUAACCACCACCACUCAACAGCCAAAGAGCAGAGAGAAGGGGGGCCUCGCAACCAUCACCACCACAACAGCAGCAGCAGCAUCAUUCCCCCCAUCACACUUGAGGAUGCCGAUGGUAUGAGCGGCGGCGAGGAUUCCUUCAACGUGAAUGACCCAGACGAGGGAUUCUCCUCCGGGGCGUCCAACAGCAGCCAGCCCAGCGGCACCAGAGCGGGUGGCGGUGGCGGCGGCCCGAAGGCCAGCAACAGCAUCAAGAAAGCCAUCACGGCCCGACUAUCCCGGGAGAGAGAGCGAGACAGACCCGAGCCUCCGAAGCAGCCCGACUUGUCAGCCGAAGCGAAUAGGCAGAGGAAGCUGUCUCCCCCGGCCAGUAUCGAACUGGACGCCAUCCAGCUGAGUCCCAUCAAGAAACACCUGAGCUUCCCCACGGGACCCCCGCUGGUACGGACCGGCAGCACCUCCUCCAGCAAGUCUUUCGACUGCAUGAACUUCAGUAUGAACGGGGGCAGAGAGGACCAAGAGGGAGGCGCCGGAGGCUCGGACCAGGAGGGGGGGCGCCCUGCUGGCGGAUCCCACCGCCACUCCACCAUCAGCCUGCAGGAGGGCCACCUGCUUAGGCCGGAGGAGGACCCGCUGUCUCCCCUCACCAAGCAGUCCCGCUCUCCCAGCUUCAACAUGCAGAUCAUAUCACAGUGUAAGAAUGCCCUGUUGUGCAGCAUGAGGCUGCUCCAGCUGUGGGAAUUGUGCAACGUUUUACAUCGCUUUCCCCACAACCCAGAAAGAAUAAAAGUACGGGAAGUGAAGGACUGGAAAGCCAGCGUCUUGUGCCAGACACACAACAAGAUGAAUUGAACAAUGACCCAACACUUUAUGGCGACCCAACAAACAAGUCGGCAACAAGAUAUAUUGGAUACUCUGGAGGCGUUGCCUGGCAACAAGCGCGGCGACGCCUGGAGAUGAAAAAUGAAACAUUGCAGAGUCUGGGAGUGUUGCGUUGUUGUGCUGAACAACACACGGGUGGCUGGAUGUUGGUGCUGUCCAGUGAGAGGAGGCUCAGGAGGUCACCUGAGAGGUCAAGUCUCUAAUUGGAUUUCAUCAAAUCAUAUUAGCAGGUGUACCUAAUGCUGUGUCCAGUGAGUGGACACAAACUGACUGUUUUUUCAAAGUCCCUCGCAGGAAAAAAGACAAGAACGGCCUUGAGAUGACACCGCAAAAGAAGAAGAAAUGUGUAAUUAGUCACGUUAUUCUGCGUCUUAAAAAGGUGAGUAUUUUUACCAAAGGCACUUUUUGAGUUCAGAGGUCACGGGAUCAGAAACUGUUAGCAUGUGGUAAAGUCAAUUCAAAAAUGUGUAUGAAACAAACCAUAUCGAGCCGUAGCUCUUAUUAAAGCUUGUGUUGAUGGCGUUUUUGAUCUGAAAUUGCGAUUAUGCCCUCAUAUGACGGCGCAAUUACCAUGAAAACAGAUCUUGACCUUGAGGCGCUUAUCUUGCAUUAUAAAGUCAAAACUCCAUGUGCAACAAACCAUACCGAGUCAUAUCUCAUAGUAAAGUCUGUGACGAUGCCGUCCUAGAUCCGCAAUUAUAUUGCCAAUAUGACUUAAUUUGAAGGCGCAACGGCAAAAAAACAAAACAGAUCUUGACCUUACCAUGAAUUGAUUAACGUGGACCCCGACUUAAACAAGUUAAAAAAACGUAUUCGGGUGUUACCAUUUAGUGGUCAAUUGUACGGAAUAUGUACUGAACUGUGCAAUCUACUAAUAAAAGUUUCAAUCAAUCAAUCAAAAAGGCACUUAUCUUGCAUUAUAAAGUCAAAACUCCAUGUGCAACAAACCAUACUGAGUCAUAUCUCAUAGUAAAGUCUGUGAUUAGAGCUUGUUGGAUUUGCAGUUAUAUUGUCAAUGUGUCUUUGUACGAUGACUCAAUGGGCAAAAAAACAGAUUUUGACCUUAAAGCGCUUACCUUGCAUUAUAAAGUCAAAACUCCAUGUGCAACAAACCAUACCGAGUCAUAGCUCAUAUUAAAGUCUGUGACGAUGCCGUCCUAGAUCCGCAAUUAUAUUGUCAAUAUGACUUAAUUUGAUGGCGCAACGGCAAAAAAAAAAAACAGAUCUUGACCUUAAGGUGCUUAUCUUGCAUUAUAAAGUCAAAACUCCAUGUGCAACAAACCAUGUCGAGUCAUAUCUCAUAUUAAAGUCUGUGACGAUGCCGUCCUAGAUCUGCAAUUAUAUUGCCAAUAUGACUUAAUUUGAAGGCGCAACGGCAAAAAAACAAAACAGAUCUUGACCUUACCAUGAAUUGAUUAACGUGGACCCCGACUUAAACAAGUUGAAAAAACGUAUUCGGGUGUUACCAUUUAGUGGUCAAUUGUACAGAAUAUGUACUGAACUGUGCAAUCUACUAAUAAAAGUUUCAAUCAAUUAAUCAAAAAGGCACUUAUCUUGCAUUAUAAAGUCAAAACUCCAUGUGCAACAAACCAUACUGAGUCAUAUCUCAUAGUAAAGUCUGUGAUAAGAGCUUGUUGGAUUUGCAGUUAUAUUGUCAAUGUGUCUUUGUACGAUGACUCAAUGGG